AUCAUUUCACGUCGGAUGGCGGAUAUGUGGAGUUCCGACAUAAACAAUGAUGGAUUCAUCGAGUAGACUCACAGCUGAAUAACUCAGCUGUCAUAGAAAAAAAGCUCCAACGGGGUAUGGAAUUUGCCGCUGCGAAACGGCACGGGAAGUGGAGGAGGAAGCGAUACCUGAGGAAACGACUACGCGAGCGGAUCAAGAUUGAGGUUAAGUCGAAGCACUGGAGAGUCUUCCCCAAAUAUGACACACGAGACACACGAGAGACGUUAACGACGGACACGAUGCAGGCCGACGCGUUCUGGAAGAAUUACACAGUGGCUCAGGAAUGGCAAAAACGACAUAACAUAACCUGGUGGAGAUCACGCUGUGUCGCUCUCGAACACGAGAACAAAAUACUGCGUGACAAGGUGAGAUUCUUGGCUCAGCGUCGCGACUAUCGUGAUAAUCGGCAGAAUAAUCAUAACGUAAAGGCCAACAAUGACAGCGAUGCUCGACGAGGAAACCAUGUGGAAUUUGUUUCCAAUGACGAGGAUUUUGAAUUCACGAUAACCGAGGAUAUGCUGAACUUUUUUGAGACGAGCGAAAGGCACAAGCGAGAAUUGCGACAGAAACGUAGAUUCAAGGCCGCGCACGAGAAAAAAGUUUCGCCUCGUGUCUCGGAAGAAGAAACGCCCAUCGUCGGCGGUGCCGAGAGCAUCCAAAGGAGAAAGAAGGAAGCUGAUUUGCUAUAUGGUGAAGCCAGUUCCAAGAUAUUGGCGAUGGAAGCCUCUCUGCAGAGUAAAGUGAAUCAAUAUGAAGAUACAAAUAAUCCUCAGUAUUGGCCGAAUAUUCCUUUGAAUUUUUGAAAUUUUGAAAUGAUUCAAUUAGUUAGUAUAUUAUAUUGAAAUCCGUAUAUUCUAAAUAUUUUCAAAAUAAAUUCCCUUUUUUAUGAAUGGUAAGACAACGUUAAUCA
Molecule: messenger RNA, 949 nt
Organism: Pogonomyrmex barbatus (red harvester ant)
Lineage: Eukaryota; Metazoa; Arthropoda; Insecta; Hymenoptera; Formicidae
Biological process (GO): spliceosomal snRNP assembly
Cellular component (GO): SMN complex
Source: RefSeq, a predicted model, not a curated record